AUUUCAACUAAGUUCAUGAACCUCUUCACCGACUCAGCAUCUAUUUAAUCCCCACACCAUCUUUUCCCUCAAAGAUCGAAGCUUUCUCUCCCCUCUCAGUUCGAUUCAGCUUAAACUGUAAACAACCCACAACUGAAUUUGAGCUUAUUUGUUUUGAUUUCAAUAUGAUGAUGUAUGAAAAUGGUGGUUUUGAAUCUUUUGUUUCUGAUUUAGCACUUUUGGACUCAAUAAGUCGUUACUUGCUCGAUGAUUCUGAAGCUUUACCCACAAAUUCCGGCGACUCUCCGGAAGUAUAUUGCUCGAGCAAUAGCUUCGGUUCCAAUUUGUCCCCGUCCUUGACUGAAAACUGGGGACAUGGUAGUUUACCUCUUCAAGAAAAUGACCCCGACGACAUGGUGGUUUAUGGCGUCCUUUGCGACGCUGUCAACUUUGGAUGGCUGCCAUCUGUCUCCGCCACCGCAACCGUCAAGACCGAGCCCGAAAUUGUUGCUGAAUCGCCGGGAAAAAUAGAGUUUCCAGCGGUGGCGGUACCUGAGAGGGUGGCGACGGAGAUGUUGGAGCCGGCGGUAGUGCCGUCGAAGGGAAAGCAUUACAGAGGGGUGAGGCGGCGGCCGUGGGGGAAGUUCGCGGCGGAGAUAAGGGAUCCGGCGAAGAAUGGGGCCAGGGUGUGGCUCGGGACUUUUGAGACCGCGGAGGAUGCGGCGUUGGCCUAUGACAGGGCGGCGUACCGCAUGCGGGGGUCACGUGCGCUGUUGAACUUUCCGCUUAGGAUUAACACCGGCGAGCCGGAGCCGGUGAGAGUGACAUCGAAAAGGUCGCCGACGUCGACGGAUGGUUCAUCGUCGUCGGAAAGUGGGUCGCCGAAGAGGAGGAAGAGGGUGGUGGGUUGAAAAAAGUAAUGAUACAUUAAUCAAAUUUUUGGGAUCAAAUUUAGAGCCUAAAUGACAUGACAACAUAUUAUUUUGAGUUUU
Molecule: messenger RNA, 971 nt
Organism: Ilex paraguariensis (yerba mate)
Lineage: Eukaryota; Viridiplantae; Streptophyta; Magnoliopsida; Aquifoliales; Aquifoliaceae
Source: the annotation of a GenBank genome assembly